Messenger RNA from Thrips palmi, 1403 nucleotides. Its product is annotated as dynamin-1-like protein. The coding region runs from base 16 to 1272 and encodes 418 amino acids. Gene Ontology annotation, cellular component: membrane; cytoplasm; microtubule. The record is from RefSeq and is a predicted model, not a curated record. NCBI's taxonomy places the organism in Eukaryota, Metazoa, Arthropoda, Insecta, Thysanoptera, Thripidae. Gene Ontology annotation, molecular function: GTPase activity; GTP binding; microtubule binding. The transcript is spliced from 7 exons.
UGGUUUCAGGUUUGAAUGAUUGUUACAGGUGAUGACGCGUACGAUAUUUUGACUGGAAAGUCGGUUUCUCUUAAACUUGGGAUAAUCGGCGUUGUGAAUAGAUCUCAGAAGGACAUUAACAACGAAAAGCCUAUAGAAGAAUGUUUGAAAAAGGAGAGUGCCUUUUUUAAGCAAAAGUAUCCUGAUCUGGCAUCAAGAAUGGGAACUUCAUAUCUCCUGAAAGAACUAAGCAGCCUACUUCUGGACCAUGUGAAGAAGUGUCUUCCUAGUGUAAAGGUCAAAGUGCAGAGGCAGAUACAAGAUUGUGAAAAUAAGCUGGAGGUUACCGGGAGCCAAGUGGACGACUCCGAUGAAUUCUUGCGAGAUGUCAUUGCUCAAUUUUCUGAUGCAUUUUGCAGGAAACUAGAAUCCCAGACGCCAAAUAUUGAGCGCGCAGCACUGUUUGGUGGCGCUCACGUUUCUCACAUUUUCAACCAACUGAAAAAGUCCCUUCAAGAAGUCUCUCCUUGCGAUAAGUACUGCGUUGAAGAAGUUGUCAUGGCGAUCCGGAACGCCGACGGGACUCGCCCUCCGAUCUUGGUAUCGCUAUAUGCUUUCGAGGCGCUCAUGAAACCACUCAUAGAGAAGAUGCUGCCACUUUCCAUCGGCUGCGUCAGAUUGGUCAUGGAUGAGCUGCAGGCUGUCUCCGAGGACAGUCUCCCCAAGAAGGUGGAAAAGUUCCCUAUCUUGAAGCAGGAAACCGACACGAUCGUGAGAAAAGUCAUACAGGAGUGUGCAGUCAAGGCCAAAGAAAUGAUUAAGGAUCUGAAUGAAAUCGAGCUUGGUCACAUAACUUACGAUGAAUUCGAAUGCAUCGAAGAGUUGUUUGCAAAGACAGCAGCAGAUGCUACACUGACACUGCCUUUUAAAAGUGAUCCUGACUUCCUGAACAGACUGACAGAAAAUGAAGCUGUCAAAAUAUUUCCCGACCUCGUAACAGAGAUAGAACCUAAGCAUCAAAAGCAAAUCAUGGUUCUGGGGAAAAUGUUGAAACAUUACUAUGACGUAGUCGCUAAAACCGUCAGUGAUGGGGUCUGCAAGACAAUUAUGACCUAUUUGGUGAACAGAGUCAAGAGGAACCUAGCUGUGCGACUGAUGACUCAUCUCUUCCAAGCGGACCUGCAAGAUGAUCUUUUCCAGGAGGAUGAAAAAACUGUGCAACUGAGAGCCGAAACUACGACAAAACUUGAGGUUUUGAAGAACGUCGAGAGAGUGCUGUCAAAUGUUCUGUGACGACAACUGCUUGCAAUCCACAAGAAACAAUUCUAACUUUGCUUUUCAAACUAUGUUAAGAACGAUGUUGAUAUUCUAUACGACCACGAUUUGAGUCAUCGGUAGCACUAACUUUUUUACUUGCCCAUCAC